AAGACAAAACCUGAGAUGUUACAAUGUGAAGGUUUUAAUUUCAGAACAUUUCGAUGGUUACAAAUGAUGAUCUUCACCAUUGAAAAAAUAAACAAAGAUCAAACACUACUUCCAAAUAUACGGUUAGGCUACAGCAUUUAUGAUAACUGUCGUAAAGUACCACAGGCUGUCAGAGCAGCAGUUACACUUCUUAAUGGAAUGGACAAUAUUUCCAAGAAUUAUAAAUGUACAGGAUCAUCUCCCAUAUCUGCAAUUGUUGGUGAUGCUCGAUCAACACAAUCCAUUAUUACUGGAAGAAUUACAGGGCAAUUCAGAAUUCCCAUGGUCAGCUACUCUUCUUCAUGCUCAUGUCUUAGCAACAAAUUGGAGUUUCCCACCUUUUUCAGGACAAUACCUAGUGAUAGCUUUCAAGCCAAAGCUAUGGCCCAACUUGUGAAGCAUUUUGGAUGGACUUGGGUUGGGUCUAUUGCAACUCAAGAUGAUUAUGGCCAAUAUUUAGUUCAGUUAUUUAAUGAACAGCUUCAAAAUGAUGGUGUUUGUCUUGCUUUUACAGAAGUAAUUCCAAAAAUUCCAUCUAGACAAAAGAUACUUCAAAUUGUAGACACCAUCAAAAGAUCCACAGCCAAGGUUAUUGUCUUGUUUGCUGGUGUUGGGGAUAUUAUUUAUUUAGCCAAUGAAGUGGUGCAUCAGAAUAUUACCGAUAAGCAGUGGAUAGCAAGUGAAACUUGGAGCACUGCAACACUGCUAGCCACAAAAACAAACUUUAGAUCCUUUGGUGGAACAAUAGGAUUUGCUUUCCGUAAAGCAGAAAUUCCACAGUUCAAAGAAUUUCUUCUAAAGGUGCGUCCAUCUUUAACCCCUGGUAAUUCUCUGGUAAAUAGAUUCUGGGAAAGGCUAUUUGGAUGUACAUUUAAUUUACCAGAUAACACUACUAGACACAGUGCAGCCAUAAGUUCAGAAUCAAUUUGUACAGGGCAAGAAGACAUAGAGGAAAUGGACAAUAUAUAUAGUGAUGUGUCACAAUUGAGAGUUUCAUAUAAUGUCUACAAAGCAGUGUAUGCAAUAGCUCAUGCACUUCAUAAUUUGGAAACUUGUGAACCUGACAAAGGACCAUUUCUGAAUAAAACCUGCGCAAAUAUUUCACACUUUGAGCCAUGGCAACUUCUCCAUUAUCUAAAAGGAGUUAACUUUACAAAUGAUUUUGGUGAAAAAGUAUACUUUGAUGAAAAUGGUGAUCCUAUUGCAUCGUAUGAUAUAAUGAAUUGGCAAAAGGACACAGAUGGUUCCAUUAAAAUUGUUACUGUUGGCCUUUUUGAUGCAUCGGCAACUUCUGGGCAACAGCUUUUAAUUGAAGAAAACAGUAUUAUUUUUAGUGAUGGGACAACAAAGAUUCCAAGAUCUAUAUGCAGUGAAAAUUGCCCACCUGGUACAAGGAAAGCAGCACGAAAAGGACAACCAGUGUGUUGCUUUGACUGUUUACGAUGUGCUGAGGGCAAAAUCAGCAAUCAGACAGAUUCCAUACACUGUUUCACAUGUCCCACAGAUUAUUGGUCAAAUCAAGAACAUGAUCAAUGUAUACUGAAGGAAAUAGAAUUUCUGUCAUUUGAAGACACGCUGGGCAUUAUUUUAACGACCAUUGCUUUACUUGGAACUGGCAUAACCAUUGUAAUCUUAGUUAUUUUUGUCCGUUAUCGAAAUACUCCUGUUGUAAGAGCUAAUAAUGUAGAAUUGAGUUUUCUUUUGUUAAUUUCAUUAGUUCUGUGCUUUUUGUGCUCACUGACUUUUAUUGGCCAACCAACCACCUUGUCCUGUAUAUUACGACACACAGUGUUUGGAAUUAGCUUUGCCAUGUGUGUUUCCUGCAUUCUUGGAAAAACAAUUGUUGUGCUAAUGGCAUUUAGUGCUACACUUCCCAACAAUAACAUGAUGAAAUACUUUGGGCCUCCACAGCAAAGAGCCAGUGUUUUUGCAUGUACUUUUCUUCAAAUAAUAAUAUGCAUUUUAUGGCUUGCUAUCUCACCUCCAGUUCCAGUAAAGAAUAUCAAUUAUCAAAAUGCAAAGAUAAUACUUGAAUGUAAUGUUGGCUCUGCGACUGCAUUCUGGUGUAUGUUGGGAUAUAUUGGCUUGCUGGCAGGUACUUCAGUCAUAUUGGCAUUUUUGGCGCGAAAACUACCAGACAACUUUAAUGAAGCCAAGUUCAUCACUUUUAGUAUGUUAACCUUUUCUGCAGUUUGGGUGACUUUCAUUCCAGCUUACAUUAGCUCACCUGGAAAAUAUACAGUAGCUGUUGAAAUAUUUGCAAUUUUAUCUUCCAGCUUUGGUCUGGCAGCCUGUAAUUUUAUUCCUAAAUGCUACAUUAUUUUGAUAAAACCAGAUCAAAACACAAAAAAACAUCUGAUGGGGAGAGCAUGUGCAGACGGUAAAUAAAUUAUGCAAACAAUAAAUCAAUUGUUAAAUGCUAA
This is a messenger RNA of Stegostoma tigrinum, 2462 nucleotides long. RefSeq names its product extracellular calcium-sensing receptor-like. NCBI's taxonomy places the organism in Eukaryota, Metazoa, Chordata, Chondrichthyes, Orectolobiformes, Stegostomatidae. The transcript is spliced from 6 exons. Gene Ontology annotation, cellular component: membrane. The record is from RefSeq and is a predicted model, not a curated record. Gene Ontology annotation, biological process: G protein-coupled receptor signaling pathway. The coding region runs from base 16 to 2427 and encodes 803 amino acids. Gene Ontology annotation, molecular function: G protein-coupled receptor activity.